This is a messenger RNA of Lottia gigantea (owl limpet), 5069 nucleotides long. RefSeq lists its product as hypothetical. Gene Ontology annotation, biological process: transcription by RNA polymerase I. Gene Ontology annotation, cellular component: fibrillar center. Lineage: Eukaryota; Metazoa; Mollusca; Gastropoda; Lottiidae. Bases 1 to 4995 code for a protein of 1664 amino acids. The record is from RefSeq and is a predicted model, not a curated record. Gene Ontology annotation, molecular function: RNA polymerase I core promoter sequence-specific DNA binding. The transcript is spliced from 15 exons.
AUGGAUGAAAAUGAAACAUCCAAAUAUGACACACAAGACUAUUAUUUCCCUAAUUCAUUAAUUAGACCAAACAACAAGCGCCAUGAUAUUUUUAUUAACUAUGGAAGAGUGUCUAGUGUUUUAAUACAGAGUGAUAUAGGACAACCAGUUCUUAAUCAGAAUAAUCAUUUUAAUGAUGAUCAGUUAUCUGCUAAACAUCCAACACUACCAAUAUCUUCUACAGCAUUACAAGUUGACUACCCGUUCAAGGAUCGAGUUAUGGCGGAGAAUCUUGCUAAUAUUGAAAAGGCCAGAUAUUUUGUUAAUUAUAUAACUAGAAUGAGAGGAGCCAUGCUUUCUAAGAUACCAUGUAAUCAUUUGAAACCAUUAAAACGUUUAAUAGAAGGUGUAGAAGAAGAGGGGUGUAUUAUUAAACUAGCUGUUAAAACUAGACCUACUGAAACUGUGAAAAAUUAUAUCUUAGAUUAUACAAAAUUGAUAUCAGCUAAUAUAGAGAAUUAUAACAGUGAAUAUGUUGGUGGAUGUCUAGCUGUGUUAAAUGAUGACAGAUACAACAAGACUGUUUGUUUUCCUUCUGUAAAUGAAGAUGAUAAUAAUAUCUAUAAAUAUGGUAAUGGUAUAGAGAUUGAUAUAGGAUCAGGUAUAUACGAGGUGCAAUCUACUAAAAUAAGAGAUACUGGAUAUUGUGGUAUAAGAAGUCAAGACAAUAAAUGUCAUAUGAUGAGAUUUCAAGGAGAAAAUUACAGUAAUACUAUUAAUACUAUUGAAACAGUGGAUGAAAAACCAACAUCUAUUGCUGUAAGUCCUUAUAUAGAAGGUGAAAGUUUGAUAGCAACAGAUUCUGGUACUGUACAUAUUUGGAAUGUUGGUAAAGGACUAGAAGGAGUUAUACUAAAUAAGGCAACAAGAUUUCAUUGUAAUGAUAAAUGGAGACAAGUACAAUAUGGAGCAUGUCCACAAGAAAUUGUAUUAGCUGAUAAAACAGUGGUACAGAUCUAUGAUAGAAGGACAAAGUGUGAUGAGAGUUUUGAUUUAUUUACACUACCUAAUAAAAGAUUACUGAAUAAUGAACGUAUAACAGUAACUAGUAAACAUCCUAGUAAUCCCUAUCAAUAUUUACUAGCUACAGAUUAUUCUUUACUAUUACUAGAUCAACGCUUUCCUAAUCAUAGUGUAUUAUAUUGGGAUCAUCUAUUAGACUCUAGUCCAGGGUUAAUAUCAGUUUAUAAAGACCAGUAUAACACUGAUAAUUCACUGGUUCUCUUAUCAUCCCAUUACCCACCAGAAACCACUUGUUUUAGAUUUCAACAGUCUGAUACUAAACCUGCUACAUCUACACAAACUCCUUUUAGACUCUCUAAAAUAAGUGAUAUCUGUAACUAUGAAAUACCAAUGUUAAAUACAUACUGUAUAUUAUCUAAGAAGAGAUUAGAAACAUCAUUAAGUGGUAUAUCAGCUUUGUCUGGUGCUGAUUCAAACUCUAUUUUAACAUUACAGCUGGACUGUCAUGGAGAGUUAUAUCAUCAAGUUUAUUCUACCACUAAUAAUAAUAAUAAUGAUCCAACAUGUUCUGCUGGUCCAGGCUUCAAUACCAGUAAUUUCAACCAAGAAGCUCAGUUGCACUGUAAAUUAUGGAUGUCUUCAUUAGAAAGACAUGUUGGUCAAGUUUGUGAAGAAAAUAAUUUGUUAGAAGUGACAACGAUUGAUUAUUCUAAUAGAUAUCAUGAAGUAUUAGAAACAGGAGUGUCAAGUGAAUCCUGUGUUCUAUGUAAACCAGGGAAUAUCAGAACUAAUUAUGGUAAUAAUAACAUUGAGGAGCUAUGUGACACUUGUCAACUAUCACCAACCACAUCCCAUUCAUUACUUACAGCUCAUCAACAGGAUAAGUUUGCCAGUAUUGAUUCUGAUGAUGGUUUAAAGAUAUUCAAUGAACAGAUACCACCUUAUGAUAAACUACCACAUUCUACUGCUAGAAGUCAGAUAUUGAUUAAACUGUGGCAUGAACCAGAACCUGAUUUGUCUUCUCUUCUUUUUCAAGCUGAUAAAGAUUUGAAAAAGUACAAAGAUACGUAUGAAAAAGCCAAAAGAAAACUGAUAAAAAAAUCAGAAACUAGGAGAAAGUAUUACACAACUUUGAAGAAGAAAGGCCAUGAUAUAAAUAAAAUAUAUUUUGAAUACAAAAAUAAUCCGAAAUUGUUGGAUAGAUAUAUGAAAUCCUUGAUAGCUGGAUAUGAUGAAGGAUGUCAACUUGACGGAAGCUUUAUAACUGAUACAGCUACUUAUAUCACAGAUGCUACUAGUAUGGUAUCCAAAGUAUCCAAACCUGAUGCCAAUCGAACUUUAUUAGCCAGAGAAUCCCAGAACCUGUCACUGUUACAAAUGUUACAAUCAUCAUCAUCUGGUACCCACUCACACACAGACCAGCUGUCAGUCCACUCUGGUAACUCCUCUACCCAUACUCUAUCAAAAUCACAUGGUAGAAGAUCUCGAGGCAACUCAAUAUCAUCUCAAACCAUCACUAAUCACCCCUCUAGUCCAACAAACUCAGAAAAAUCUUUGAAUUGUUCUGCUGAUGGAUUCAAAAAGCCACAAGCUACAGCUUUGAAGAAAAAGAAAUCUGUAACUCCUGAUGACAAAGUUACAAAAUCAAAGAAGAGUGAACUGGCAGAAGCUGACAACAAAUCUAAAAAAAGAAAGAGAAAACGCGAAGAAGGUGGUCAUGAUUCUGAUGACCUCUCAAGUUCAUCAGUUACUUCAGAUGGUGAUGACCUUUCAGAAACUAAUUCAGAUAGCACUGGGAAAACAACAUCUUCUAAACGUUCUAAGAAAAAGAAAGUUACAUCUUCUGCUAAUAAAAGGAGAAAGAAACAAAAUCUUGAUACAGAAUCAAAUUUGGCUGAUUUAUCAAGUGUUGAAGAAAAAUCAACACUAAAUGAAAAACCUUACGAUGCCAAAAAAAAAUCAUCCAAAAGGGAAUCUACCAAAAAUACAAAAAAAGAGAAAGGAAAAGGUGAUGGUGAAGAUGAAGAUUCAUCAGAUGGAAGCAGUCAGACUGAUUCUGCAGCAUCACAGAAAGCUUCAUGUAGUGAACUAGACACAGAAAUUGAUGAUGAAUAUACAUUUCACUCAGAUUCAAGCUUAAGAAGCAAUCAUCAGGUUAAAUCUAAAAGAAAAUCUACUGGUAGGCUAUUAGGGUCAACAGAAACUAAAACACUGAAAAGAAAAAGUGUUGUCAGGAUGAUUUCAGAUUCUUCAAGUGAAAAGGAAAAAAAUAUGUUGAGUCCUCAGCAAAGUGACAGCUCCAGAAAUAUAUCAGCUCCAGCGACCAAAAGCAAUGGAAAGAAAAAUAAACAUCAAAAAGGCAGAAAGAAGGCGAAGAAUGUUAACAAUGACAGUGCUGUGGAAACAGAUUUGACUUCAGAUGGUGACAAUCAGACUACUAUUUCAAGCCAUCUUGCCAAAGCUCAUAGGGACCCAGAUGCUGUAACAGUGCAAAAGAACAAUGACUCAUCUUAUUAUGACUCAGAAAGUAAUGAAAGUACAUGUUCAAAAGGAAGAAAGAGAGCAAAAAAGAAAAGAGGAAAGUCACAAGGCAGAGCACUGGACUCUGGUUGUUCAACAUCUUCAGCCCAUCUUACAGAAGCUCUUGAUAAGUCUACUGUUGAUGACUUUCAAACUCUAGAUAAGACAAUCUCCCAACUGUCAAAUUCUUUAAACCAGAGUGAAAAUUAUAAUUCUGAUGCAUCCUUGUUUUCUACCCAACCAUCUGUCCAAUCAGAUGUUAAUUCUGAUAGUACAACUGCUCAGGAACCAGGUGCAUCAAAAAAGAAGAAAAAAAAGAAAAAGAAGAAGAAAAACAAAAGUUGCUUGGAUUCUUCUCAAGAUUCAAAUAGAGAAAAUUCAGAUGAUAAUGACUUCUCCAAUACUAAUUCUCCAAAUACCAGAGCGACCUUUGGAAGCAAAACUUCAACCUCAAAGACUGAAGGCAAAAAGUCAAAAGCUAGAGGAGAAAGGGGAAAAAGUCACAAAAAAUCUAAAAAAUUAAAUGGAGACAAUGAAAGUCUGAAUGAUAGUGAUAGUGUAUCGUUUCAAAAUGAAGUGCAAUAUAAUACUGAUCUUCUUGACAGUGAUUGUAACAGUUUCUGUGAAUUUGAAUUUGAAAGUCCUAAAAGACUAGAUUCUGGUCAGGUGAAAGAAGAACCUGAAGACUACCAGAGUGAUUUAGAUUCAAGUUUGGAUCACAGCAGACUUUCAGUAGACAGUGUGUUAUGUGGUGAAGAUGAUGAUAAAUCUUCUGUUCAUCUGAGUGUGUCUCAUAACAUAGACAAUAUGUCAGAUGUCUCUGGUAACAGCAGGUCUGUGAAGGAGGAAACAACACCACAAAAAGAGGGUCCUUCCCUCAAGAUUGAAACAGACAAAGAAUCAGUAAAGGAUUUGAAAUACGAAGUUGAGUCUAUAAAUGAAACUGAAUUUGAUUCCAAUUGUUUGAAACGUGAGCUUGAAGAUAAUGUAGAAUCAGAUAUAAGUGAGAGUAAACAAGAAAACUCAAUGGUUCAUACUGAAAAUGUACCUCCUAGUCCAAAUAGUGUGAGCUCUGAUGUUGUUCAUAUUGCUAAUGUAUGUAAUCAUUCUAUACCAAUUAGUCCAGCCAGCACCCUUUUUUCACCAAUAAGUCAUAUAUCACCUCUUGACGGUUCAGAUAUCGGAUUAGAAAAUCCCAAUUCAAACCAUAAACGAAACCUUUUCAAUACCGUUAAUAAGGAAAAUAUUAAAGAUUCUGUGAAAGUUUCUGCUGUAGAACAGUUGGACGAAGACUUCAAACAUAAUUCUAUUAAUUCACCUAUUAAUCAGGCAUGUGAUGCUUUUGAAUGUAACAGUCCAUCCAAAUUUAAGUUUUUUAAACCAGAAAUAACUUCAACCCAACUCAACACAACAAUAUUAGUGAAAUCAAGUAAAAAAAAGAAGAAAAAGAAUAAUUUUGUUAUUGGGUUUUGAUAUGUUCAAUUUCAAUUUCUAAUGCAAUUUUAGUUUGUUAAUUGUUAUGAAAAUUAAAAUUGUUAAAGAUUUUU